Molecule: messenger RNA, 1015 nt
Organism: Hyalella azteca
Lineage: Eukaryota; Metazoa; Arthropoda; Malacostraca; Amphipoda; Hyalellidae
Exons: 8
Source: RefSeq, a predicted model, not a curated record
AUGAGACGUGCGAAAUUAGUCGUCAUUAUGUUCAAAAGACUUGAUGUGCUUCUGCUCGUUUCAGCGACACUAGUUGCAGCAAAAGACUGUUAUCACAAGCCACCAAACUGCAAAGAUGACUCGUGCUUAAUCACAUGGCAGUGUGGGGAGCACUCGCAGUGCGGCGCGCGUAGAGGCUGCGUCUGCCUGCCCUGCUACACCGGCGACACCUGCGACGAGUACGUGGACCGCUUCCCAAUUACGUUGGAAAAAGAGCACGAUGGAAUAAAAAUCUCAGCUGACCGUUCAGGUUUGGUGUACCAAGUGAACGCAACGGACGACGACCAAACGAUCAGCUGCACGAAUAUCGUGCGCACAAAUCUGUUCGCCGAGUGCCCGUGCGGAGCAAUAGAGUACGGGCCUCUGAAGUUGAUGCGCCCGUUCUCAUCUGCCGAUGAAAACCCGUUCAAAAUGGACCCAGUGACGGGCGACGUCCUGAUCAAAGACUCGGCCCUGCUGGAGCCCGGAGAAACGUACUACCUACAGCUGCAAAUCCAGCUGUCGGGCAUCACGCCCUUCGCGCUCUGCAACUUACAAAUUACGGCGUUCGGCUCCCUGAUCACGAGUGGCACGGGCGGCGCUCUUACAGCGGCAUCUUUCACACCCGACAUCAAGGAGAAUGCUUUCCUCUCUGGAGUGAACGAUCGAGCAAUCAUCGACUUCGGCAGCCUGAUGAACUCCGCGGCCGUCAACAGCGCUGGACCCUUCACUGACAGCACCAUCGAGAUCAAUUUUGACGCGUCCCUGGUCUCAAACCCUGCCUACACCAACACUGCAGCCAAUGUCACCGCCGGAGCAACGUACGCUAACGGGACCGUGUGGCUCGGGACGAUGUCCUACAACUACGAUAUGAGUGCGGGAUCCGGUUCAUUGGCUCUCAACAUGGCGCUGACAGUCGUGGGCACGGACCCGACCACGGCACUCCUACCCGGCCAGUCCAUCAAGUACAAGCUCAGCAUUAUCAUACCUAAACUCA